Messenger RNA from Aspergillus glaucus CBS 516.65, 476 nucleotides. RefSeq lists its product as uncharacterized. The record is from RefSeq and is a predicted model, not a curated record. NCBI's taxonomy places the organism in Eukaryota, Fungi, Ascomycota, Eurotiomycetes, Eurotiales, Aspergillaceae. Bases 113 to 364 code for a protein of 83 amino acids. The transcript has a single exon.
GUAAUUGUUGAAGGUCCUUUUUAUAGUUUGAUCAACCACUUCGUAAAUCUUCUUCAAAUACUAUAUUCGCUUUUCCCAUGAGUGGAGUGCCCUCGUGUACGUGGUGAAUCUCAUGUUCAGCGUCUUGACCCGAAUAAGGCUUGGUAUAGUGGCAGGCAGUUAUGUGUUGCCCCGGGUAGUAAGGCCAAUUACGCCCGGGGCCUUGUGGCUUGGGAUAAAGUGGUGGGGUGUCGGUACCACUUGGGUGAUGAUAGUCCUUUUUUGUUUUGUUGCUGUUGUUGUUUGGCGUUUGGUCGUAUUCUCCUUUUUUGUUUUUCUUUUUGUAGGAAUAGUGGACUGUAAAUUAUGUGGGAAUAGGUCGUAGUCACUGCCGGCAGUAACCCGUUGCCUACACCAGGCGGAAAGGAAGAUGUAGCCGUUCCGUCCAUUGUUUUUUUUUGUCGUUGUUGUCGAGACUGGUUGUCGGUAUUGGUUGU